AUGCACCCCCCGGAGCCUCGCGGACCUGGGGGGCCCCCCGACCCCCGAGAGCUGCCUGCUGCUCACACAGGGCCGGGGCCCACGCCGGGGCCCCCUGUGCCACCAGCUCCUCCUGGGGGGCCCCCGGGGGCCCCCCCGGGGCCCCCACCGCACCUUAUGUUCCCCCAUUCUCCUUUGAUGAUGCCUCCGGGGAUUCCCCUACCUAUGGGUGGAGUACCCCCAGCGUUGCUGCCUGGGGCGUUGGCGUUACAUCAUGCUGCAGUUGCAGGCGCUGCAGCAGGUGCAGCAGCAGCAGCAGAGGAGGCACGCAUGGCUCAGGAGCGUUCUUUUGCGAACGCGGGCGGCCACGGUGCCCACGAUGGGGGCCCCCCUAUGCCUCCGGGGGGCCCCCAUGGGGGCCUCCCAGAACGGGGUAGCAGUAGGGGCGCAGGAUCAAGGGGGCCCCCAGGGAAGCGGCACUAUGGGGAGAGAACAGGGGGUACCUGGCGUCGGCUGCCUAGAGAAGAGAGGCUGAAUCGCAUGCAAAUGCAGCAGCAGCAGCAGAGGGGGAGAUCGGACUGGAGGGGAGGCAGCAGCAGAGAUAGAUCUUCUGGUGGCAGCCGUUGGAGAGGAGGGGGGCCCCCUGGGGAGGGUCUGGGGGCCCCCAUGAAGAGGUCGCGUGCAGCUUUAAAGGGCCCCAGAGGCCCCUCAGGGGCCCCUGAUGGCCUCUCUGGUGCCUCUUCUGAUUCGGAGCUGUCGCUGAUGUCUGUUGCUUCACAGGAUCAGGAUCAGCAGCAGCGGGAGCGGGAGCGAGGGGGGGAGCAGCAGGAAGAGGAGCAGCAGGAGAGGAGGAGCCUCUCUGUCGAGGUGCUGCAGCAGCAUGGGGGGGGCCCCCUUGCUUCUGCAGAGGGUAUACGAGGGGCCCUAACUCCAAUGUCUUCUCUUUCAGGUUCAGAGUCAGAUUUGUCUAUAUCUGCUGCUUCUGCUUCACCUGAAAAGGGGGCCCCUUCGGGUGUAGGGGGCCCCCCUCCAGAGGGAUUUGGGGGCCCCCCUGAGGGGUUUAGGGGCCCCCCGGGGUUGAUGGGAGAUGGAGGUGUGGGGCGUGGGGAGUUGGGAUCGGUUUGCAUGCAAGAAGAGGAGGAGGUGCGGAGGUCUGAGCGGCGGCGGCGUCGCAGCGCCAGCAACAAUAACACCACCACCACCAACAACAACAGCAGCAGCAGCAGCAGCAACAGCAGGAGCAGCAGGAGGGGAGGAGGGCAGUUCUUAUUUGACCUCUGGGUGCCUACAACCUUUCACCCAGGUGGAAGAGAAGCAGCAAAAGUGCUGCUAGGGGUGCGGGGCUCAAUGCAUAAAGAAUUGCAGAAAGCAGCGGGCGCUCACGUGCAGAUAUAUGGAAAAGAAUUAAAAAGAAAUACAAAUAAACAUGAAUAUGAUGCCUUUAGAGACAACCAACCUCUGCACUUAGUGGUGAGUACUGACAGACACCGCAAUCCAAAUCCUUCUCCUCAAGAGCAGCUUCAAAUAGUAAGGCGGCUGCAGCAUAUGUUGGAGUGUCUCGUCAGAGACAGUUGGCCUGCAACUGCUUCCUUUCCCCCUCCUUCCUUUUAUGAUAAACAGCAAUGCUUGGGGCCCUCAACGGGGCCCUUAGUUGAAGUCAACCCGCUAGAUGGAUCUUGCCGCCUUAGAUCCGAUGCUCCUGCUGCUCCUACUGCUGCUCCUGCUGCUACUGCACCAACGCAACAGCAACAACAGCAGCAGCAGCAGCCGCUCGGCGCAAAUCAGCAGCAAGAAAACAGAUCGUUAACGGAGCUAGAGACAGGAGCGGGGGGAACGUUUAGGGGGCCCCCCCAUGGAAAUGAUGCUGCAGCAACAAGGGGCCCCCUGGGGGGGCCCCCUGCACCAGGAACGUUGCAGGGGGCCCCCCUUGGUGCUGCUGCUGCAGACACACGGAGCACAGAUGCAGCAACAGGAACGCCAAAUUCGUUCUCGCACAACGCUGCUGCUGGUGGUGGUGCUGCUACUGCACCAGCAGCAGCUGCUGCUGCUGCACCUACAGCACCAGGCCUCCAGCAGCCGCUUGGGAUUCCACAGCAACAGCAGCUGCAACAGCAGCUGCAGCAGCAAAUGCAGCAGCAGCAGCAACAGCAAAAUGAAGACGCUUCAGGAAGAACCUCACCUCGCGCUCCUUGGGAACAACCAGAAAAUUGCCUCAGCCCCAACACAGGGCACACAGGAGUUCGAUUUCAAGGAGAUCCUUUAUUGCUGUUGGAUUUGCCGCCUUCUUUAUGUUUGCUGCUGCUAACAUUGCAGGCCCCAUUGCUUGGGGUGAUACAUUAG
Messenger RNA from Eimeria acervulina, 2319 nucleotides. RefSeq lists its product as hypothetical. The coding region runs from base 1 to 2319 and encodes 772 amino acids. The transcript is spliced from 4 exons. Gene Ontology annotation, molecular function: RNA binding. The record is from RefSeq and is a predicted model, not a curated record. NCBI's taxonomy places the organism in Eukaryota, Apicomplexa, Conoidasida, Eucoccidiorida, Eimeriidae.